This is a messenger RNA of Amphimedon queenslandica, 9824 nucleotides long. Its product is annotated as helicase with zinc finger domain 2-like. Gene Ontology annotation, molecular function: RNA binding; DNA binding; RNA nuclease activity. The record is from RefSeq and is a predicted model, not a curated record. NCBI's taxonomy places the organism in Eukaryota, Metazoa, Porifera, Demospongiae, Haplosclerida, Niphatidae. The coding region runs from base 1 to 9711 and encodes 3236 amino acids. The transcript has 22 exons.
AUGGCACAGUGCCAAGACUAUAAUAUUGAUCAAUCAAAAUCCACCAUACAUGGAGGAAGAGUUCUACAGAGGAGUAUUUCUCAGAGUCAUCAUCCUCUUAAUGAACCUGACGCCAAAAAUAUACUCAGUUUAUGUGAUGAUAUGAAGCUACCUAUUACACUACAUAACUAUAAAGCAAAGUUCACUGCCUUGCUCUAUUAUGAAGAACAGGAACACAUUGAACUAUUAAAGAAGAAAUGUAAUGGUAGUUUUGUCCUACAAAAAUGUAAACCACCUGUCUUAAAAGGUGAUGAAAAGAGUUACCCCCCUCAUUUCUAUUGUCUACAAGGAAUGUCAUCAGCACAGAUCAUGUAUGCUACUCGAGCCAGCGAUCGGCACGUUACUGUUAGUAUUGGUCAACAUAGCUAUGUAGCAAAAAUUCUCAGUUGUAAUUAUUCACAUAUUGAUAAUAAGCUAUACAUUUGUUUCAAAGACAGCAUUGGUGUCCAGUCUUGUUUGAUAGUAAAUACAACAUUUAAUGUUAAUCACCAUUACUUUGAUGGCCUCAAUGAUUGCAUUAAGAGGAUUAGCUCAAAAGUAUUACGUCGUCUUAUACCUACACCAGAUGAUUUCAAAAGUGCUCCAAGAGAUAUUGCCAUUGACAUUAGAAGGAAACUAUGUAGAGGGAUUGAUCUUGAUCCUGAGCAGAUUCAAGCAUUAGAAGCAAUACUCAGUAACCAGUGUUCAGCUCCUGUACUUGUACCUGGUGCUUUUGGCUGUGGCAAGACUCGUCUUCUUGCUGUGGCUACAGAAUGUUUCUUCAGAGAGCAUCGUGAGACUGGUCACCGUUCACCUUGUCGUGUUUUAAUUUGUUGUCAUCAUCAACAUUCUGCUGAUUUUUUUAUGGAAAAUUAUUUUAGCAAAACCCUGUCACACUUUUGGCCAGUAAAAGUUCUUUGUGUUAUGAACUCGCAGUAUCACAUUGAUUUUUCAAAUGUUAUUGAAGCAACUGAUUUUGAUAUAUCACUAUACAGACGUGAAACUGCCUUUCUAUUGGUCACAACCUUUAGAGGAGCACUAACGAUAUCUAGAAAGAAGGUCGAUCCUGAUUUCUUUACUCAUAUUCUAAUUGAUGAGGGAGCUCAAACUUGCGAACCUGAAGCUCUUAGUCCAUUACUAAUGGCAAAUAAAAAUACUCGUAUUGUUAUUGCUGGAAACCAUCAACAGGUUGGUCCUCAACUUCUUGUUCUUGGUAAAGCUCCUCAGCAGUUUGGUUUAUGUGUGUCACUGUUGCAACGAUUACUAGAGAAGUAUAAAUCUAUUGGAGACAUUACCAAGAAAAACACUCCAUCAUGGAAUAUUAAUUAUCGCUCACAAGCUGACCUUUUGGAGUUACCUUCUAAGUUGUUUUAUAACUCAGAGCUGAGAGCUUGUGGUACAGUAUCAUGCCACCCGAAAGCUCCUUAUCCUUAUGUUUUCAUAUGUUCCAGUUUUACUAAUGAUAUUCCAGUUGAUGCUCAGUGUGCUUUAGAGGCUGAUAGACUCCUUCAAGCAGUGCAGCUAUACAGUGACAAGUUCAAAAGCUGGGAACUGAAAGACACUUGCAUUAUGACUCCAAAUUUGAAGCAGGCAAACCUUAUUAAAGAAUUGAUAAGGACUAAAUUCAAAAAUUUAGAAGGCGUCAAUGUUAUCACAACUUAUGAGAUGAAAGGGCAAGAAUACUGUAUGCUUUUCAUGAGUACUGUUGAAAGUUUAGAGCCCAAUGGUCGACCAUUUGAUCCUUUGAAGAGUUUUUGUAAUCCAGCACUAUUUAAUAGAGCAAUCACACGCUCUAAAAGUCUUGUAGUAGCUGUAGGUAAUCCUCUUAUACUACUAUUGUCUGAAGCUACUAUGGAUAAUCUUAAAUGGUGCUGGAGAGAGUUCAUUUCAAGAUGCCUUCGAAAUGAAACAUUCAAAAGUACUCCUUCUGACCGUGCCCAGUUUGAACAAGUAAAAAUACAAUUUUUUGACAUGCUUAAGUGUGAUAAUACAGCUGAUGUAAUGAAAUUGUUUCAAAAGAAUAGCUAUUCACAAAAUCAUUUCACAAAGCCUUCUCCACUAUCUCAAGCUCCUGCACUCACUACUCCUUCUAAAAUGCACUCGGCUCAACAGUCCAGUGAGCCGUCAUUAGUUACUCUACCUUCAGUAUCAUGUCAUUCAGCUCAAGAUAGGAAGCAACCAUAUUCUCAAGUCAAUCAAGACUUACCUUUUCUAAAUGAAGCACUUUCACAGCCACAGCUAGAUGUACUACCUUCUCCUCAAGAAAAAGAAAAGCAACUUACUUCUUCACCACAUCAAACAAAAAUAUAUCAAUCUCCUACAAAACAACAGCCUCAUGUGUUUUCACAGCAUCCAGUUAAGCAGCAGCAUUGCCCAGCAAAUGAACAAGAGCAGCAUUUUAAAAUAGAACAGCAGUAUGCUUAUGCAGACAAGCAGGAGAAAUCUAAUCAGCAAAAAAUUGCACAAGAAAAGAAAGGACACAUAACUGAUUCUCUGCCUCCAUCAAAGCAAGCUGGUACAGAUAAUCCAUCAACUCCUCCAAAAUUAUCAUCUUCAAUAAAGCUAAAAGGAAGUAAUGCAGCUCUUAUUCCACUAAAAUCUAACAUAUUACCUUCAAAAUCUUCACAUACAGAUACAGUGUUUACAAAAAAAUCAGCAUCUCAAAAUAAAGUUCCUAUUUCUCAAGCACUCAAGAAAUCUGUUUCAAUGCAAUCCUUCAAAGACCAUGACCACUGCCCUAUUAAUGAAGAGCUACUAGCUGCUACAUUAACUCCAAGCAACUAUAAGGAGAAGUUUCACCAGUUAUUGUGUCGGGAAGAAGAUGAACAUGAGAGGUUUCUUAGAGACAGGUGCGAUGGUUUUUAUGAUUUAAAGUUGUCAAGUGUUAACUUGUGUAUGAUUAAGCACAUUGAGAAGUAUCAAGAAAAGUAUAAAUUAUUUUGUACAAUAUCAAACACUCAACUUGAUGCUGAUGCAAUAGCUUAUGCUAUGCAGGCAAGUGAAAGUAUAGUUGUUCUACAUUUGUCUACUGGAGAUAUGCAAGCAAAUAUUCUCGAGGCAAAAAACAAAAGUAGCCUUUAUUUUCUAUUGGGGCUCACAACAUAUCCUGGAGUUAAACUAGAACCAAAUGUCAGUGUGACCUUCAUUUUAAAAUACUCUUAUUUUGAUCGUCUUCAUCGAGCCUUAGAUAGUUUGCCUCUAGCUGUACUUAAUCGUUUAAUGCCUAGUAACCCUUGUCAUUUUAGUAAUGUGGUGUUGAAUAAUGAAGAUAUUCCUCUUCCUAUUAAAUGUGUUCGUGACAUAGUCAAAUUAGAAUAUUCACAGAGGAUGGCACUUAAGUCUAUAAUGAGCUGUGAAGCUAACAAAGCACCUGUUUUAAUCGUAGGCUCAUUUGGAACUGGUAAAACUCAGUUGAUCGCUCGUGCUGCAUAUGAAAUAUUACAACAAGAUCGAACAAGCAAGGUUCUAAUCUGUGCUCAUCAUCAGCACUCUGCAGACACCUUUAUGGCUAAUUACUUUUCAGAGAUGAUUGAUUCUGGUUGGUACUGUGGUAAAGUUGUUCGUCUGAUGGCAAAUAGAGAUUAUUGUGCUCCUUCAAAUUGUGUAAAGUAUUAUGCUACUAUUCAGGAUUGGCAAUUCAAAAAGCUGAACCAAAUCAGCAUAAUUGUCACAACAUUUUCUACAUCACUUCAUAUGCUUGGAGUUGUCCCUAAAGAUUUUUUCACCCACAUUUUGUUAGAUGAAGGUGCUCAAACUCGAGAACCAGAAUCUAUUGCUCCUCUUUGUUUAGCUGAUGAUAAUACACAAAUUGUAAUUGCAGGAGACCACAAACAAGUUGGUCCCUCUUUGUUAGUGCUUGGUGAACUAGCUAUUAAAAAUGGUCUGAGUCUGUCAUUGCUGGAAAGACUGCAUAUUCUUUAUAAUGAUGAGAGGCUAACUGAUGCUUCAUCAGUACAUUCUGCUACUCUUCUCACUAAUUUUAGAUGUCAUCAUGCUAUACUGUCUCUUCCAUCGUAUUUAUUUUAUGAUUCUGUAUUGAUUACCGCUGCUGAAGCUGUCACUCAUCUUCAUCCUGAGGCAAAAUACCCUCUUCAUUUUAUAUGCUCUGAUCUUAGUGUAGCAAAAGAAAUAUCUACUAAUGAUAAUGAGAUUGAAGUCACAAUAUUGCUACAAGAAAUAAGUAAUUAUGUUGAGAGCUGGCCAGAUCAAUGGGGUGAAAUGGAUCUCUCUAAAAUUUGUGUUAUGACAGUAACAGCUCACCAAAAAAUUAGAGUUAUUCAAAAGCUGUCUCAUCACUAUCUAGAUAUUGAUGUUCGAACUGUUUUUGAUAUUCAAGGUUGUGAGUAUGAGGCAAUUUUUCUUAGUACAGCAGAGCCUACUACAAAAGAAGGCAAAUCUAAAAAUCCAACCAAGACACCUUGCAGUCAAUAUGUAUUCAAUACUGCAUUAACACGUGCUAAAUCGCUUGUAGUAUGUGCUGGUAAUCCGUUUCUAUUGAUGACAAUAGAAGAAAGCAUGGGUAAUGAAUGCUCUUGUUGGAAAGAGUACAUUAGAAGGUGUAUACUUUCUAAAACCUUUGUAGUACCUUCUCAACUUCAAGAUGAAGCAAGUCAGAGUGUAGUUCAUGAUCGAAUAAAAAUGUUGCAAAAGAUGGUUUUUAAGUUGUCACCUGUUAUAGCUACAAAUUUUACUAAAGAUAGCAUAUUAAAAUCGUUUCAACUAACAUUAAAAUCCAUACCACAAUACAAAAGAAGUGAGCUACUGAAAUUUUCGUACUCAAAUUGUGAUAUUUUGGACUUUGAUGAUAGUGAAGAGAGUCAAUUUAAGAAAGAAGGUGAAAUAGAAGGUGUUUUUGAUUGUGAAUUACAAAUAAAAAGCUAUCGCUCAGCUAUUGCAAUUCCACUUGAUCAAUCGAAGGAGCCCAUAGUUAUUAAUGGAUUGAAUAAUAGAAGAGGAGCUUUUAACAAUGAUAUAGUGCAAGUGGAAGUUACUGUAUUCAAUUCUCAUUCUGCAUCUGGUGAUGAUAAAGCAUUGGUUCAAAGGUCUGGUAGGGUGGUAAAAGUCAUUAAAGCACAGCAUCCAACUAGGUAUGUAUGCCGUGCUGACCAAUAUGGCUUCAUUAACUUUUACCCCUUUAAUAAAACUGUUCCAAUAAUAGCUAACCUUCCUAAAAUAUCUCGCAAGCUUCUUCGAUAUCGUCCAAAGGAUGACCAGGCCCCUAUGAUUCAUGAUUACAUUACAGUGUUUAGGGAGGACUCAAUAUUUGGUGCUAAUUAUGAUAUCCCUCGUAUUAAGGAGCUCAUACCAUUUGAACUGUCACAGAAUUUCUUGUUUGUUGUCGAAGUCCUUCAAUGGAAGAAAAAGCACCGAACAGCAUUAGGAGCUGUCAUUGAAGCUGUUCCACGUACAUCAAACAUUUUUUUUACUAAUCACUUGCUUAACCUUGUUUAUAACAUCCAAGAAAAAGAUGAAGAAGUACAUGCACCACUUCUACCUCCAAAUGAAACUAAUGGGCUUCAUCAUUAUAAUAGAGCAUUUACCAUUGAUCCUCCUUUAUCUAAAGAUUUGGAUGAUGCAGUCAGUUUGACACCUCUUCCUGAAGAUGGUAAUUAUGAGCUGGCAGUUCUUAUAGCUAAUGUUGCCAAACGUAUAAAUGAAAACCAUCCUUUAGACAAGAAAGCUAAACAGAGGGGGACAUCUGUAUACGGUGCUAAACAGAGAGGUGCUCAACGAGUGCAUCACAUGUUUCCAUCCAGUAUCACGUCUCAAUUGAGCCUUGACUAUUUGAAAAAACGGCAUGUUUUAUGUGUACCUGCUACAGUAGUCAUAGAAGAAGGAGUGGUAACUAGUGUAGUGUCUGGUGAUCCAAAGGAAGCAAUGGUCACUUCUCAAAUACAAUUCACUUAUGAAUCUGCUAAAAAGGUAAUGCAUAAUGAAGAGGUUGAUGUUGAGACAAGAAGGCAAGUUGAAGCUUUUGAUGCUGUCAGCAGACCAAGCUUACUAAUGGCUAAUACUCUUAAUCUACUGUAUGAGAUAGCUAUGUACUUACGCAUUAAGAGGUUAGGUGAUGCUGGUUAUUGUUAUGACCGACCUGAGGAAGAUGAAGAGAGUAACUGGCAGACUCAUCUACUUAUUGAAGAACUAAUGAUAUUUUGUAAUGCAGUGAUAGCUGAAUAUCUUCACGAUAGGCUUCCACAGCAAAGUGCCUUAUUUUUGGCACAGCUACCUAUUUUGAAAGAAGAGAAGCAUGACUUUGUUAAGCAGAAUCAAAAAUGCUUACAACACUCUCUGUCUCUUAAAUGUUACUUAAAUGAAUUUGACAAUGAAGCAGCUCCUUUGAUUCUACCUAAUACAACACUUCAUGCACUUGUUGAUGCAUGCUCUAGAAGAGAUCACAUUCAAUUGGCUUCAAUUCUUAACAAUAAUAAGCUUUACCCACAGCUAGCAAUGGCAGAGGCUAUGUCGCGAAUAAUCAAUAGGAAAGCCAGUUAUAUUGUGAUUGAAAACAGCAAUGAGCAUAUUUGUGCUGAUCAUCCUCAUACUGGUCUUUUACUGCCAACAUAUACUCAUUUUACAUCACCAAUCAGGAGAUAUGCUGAUUUGGUUGUGCAAAGAUUAGUAAUAUCACUCAUAGAGGGAAGGCCUAUAGCAGAGAAUUCUGAUAAGAUUAACAAUGAAUUGUGCUCUCAACUUAAUGUCAAGAGCAAAGCUGCAAAAGAUUAUGAAAGGGCUGAUAAUAAAGCAUGUAUAACCAGAAGCUGUGAAGCCUCACUGGAAAGAGCAGAAGCUUUUGUGAUUCAAUCUUAUAAAAAUAUCAACGAUUCAUUUGAAUUAUCCUUCUCUUCAAAUCAUUAUCAGUGUAUUCAUGGUCAAAAUACAUCGUUUAGCAUAUCGGAUCUUAAUAGUCAUCACAAAAAUGAAGAUGGAACUAUUGUUUGGAAAAUAGUUUCAAUAUCAUUGUGUCAAUCAUUUAGCCUAUUCUCUCAUCCUGAUGUAAUUGAUAUGCUUCCUACUAGUUCUAAAUCUUCUCAUUGCUCCAUUGCUGCUAAAAUGUAUCAAUGUACACAAAGGCUUGAAGAAGGAGAACCACAGCUUCAUUGGUCUAGUGCUGAUUUGACAGUCCGUGAUAAAGCUAUUUCUCUUAGUCCAGAAUGCUGGCUAGUAACACACCAGUAUCUUAAAUAUCAAAAUAAAAAGAAUUUUAAAGAAGUAAAAAGUCUAAUUCUCCAAUUGCAACAAGAAGCCAAUAAAGUUGAAUGCCAGUCAAAAAGAGAUGAAGGGACUGUUGCAAUAACGUAUGAAAUUCAACGACCUUUUACAGCUAAUGAUAUAGUGACAGUUUGGUUAGGAAAGUCUCUUAAAGAGUGUCUCCCAGUACCAGCUAUUCAAUUAAUGGAGAUAGCACCAACAGUUCGUGUGUGCCUUCAACAUAACAAGAAUCCUUCUCUCUGCUUUUUUGUUGUCCCACUACAAAAAGCAUCACUUGCUGCAGGAUAUCAUUCAAUAGAACAGUAUGUAGAGCUUUGGAGUAAAAUGUUAAUUGCUGAGUCCGCUAAUGAAAGUGUCAAGACAAAGAAUCUUAUAUUCAUCAGACAUGCUAAUCUGAAGUGGAAUGGAUUUACUCGAGUUGAUGAUUAUAUUGAUGAUCCUUACUAUAAACCAAAUAAUCUUUCCCUUGUCAUACCUCCCAGGAAUCAAGACUCAUUGGAUUUUAUUAGUAUCAAAUCUGGUGACUUUCUUUGUGUUCGAUAUGAGAUUAGUGAUAGUCUGAAUGCUGUCUAUCACUUUGCUGUGACCAGUGUUGAACGUGAAAGUGAUGAAAAAAGUAAUCAAAAAGACAUUGUAAUAAGAAUGUGUGCUGAAGGUGAUCACUCAUGUAGAGUCACUGAGAAUAUGUAUCAAAAAUUAAAUGAAGGAAACCUAACUUGUGAGAUACAGCUCAUACCAAUGCCAGAUUCUUUUCACCGAGUGCAUGCAAGAUUAAAGAAAAUAUUAAAGGUUAACCGUGAGUGGUCUAGCCUUUCUAAAACAAUUGCAAUUUCUGACACAAGAUCAAAUGAUUUUAAUAGACUCACUGCUGGGAAAAAGCAAUGUGAAAUUUCACUCAGAGUAUUCAAUGAUGAUCCACUGGCAAGGCAACUAUGGAGAGGAGAGCCUGGUAGAGAAUUGAAUGCUAUACAGCAAGAUUCAAUUAAAAGAGCACUGAGGAAUAGGUUUCAGUUGAUUCAAGGACCACCAGGUACAGGAAAGAGUGAGACUGGGGCACAUUUAGCUUAUGUUUUUGCAAUAACAAAUGAAAAGAUGUCAGAAGAAGUUUCUAAGAAAAAGUCAGUACUCUAUUGUGGUCCCUCUAACAAAUCAGUAGAUGUGGUUCAUAAAAACUUGCAUUUAUUAAACAGAAGGUUAGGAAGCAAAAAAUUACAAAUUCUUCGCAUUUAUGGGCGUUCUCAUGAGCGUAAAGAUUACCCAGAUCCUGUUUUUGAUCUGACACAAGAAAGAACAAACAGAGAUGAUGAUGAUGAUGAUGGUCGUGUCUUAGAAAUGUUUCGUGAUGAAUCUCUACACAAAAGAAUAAGAAACAAUUGCCCUGAAAUAGUAGCUACUGAGAACAGACUACAAGAGCUACUGGAUCAAGGUAUCAUUCCAUCAUUAGCUGAAAGAAAAAAUUAUAAGAAAUUGAUCACUGAUGAAGAGAAAAAAGAAAUUCAAAAGAAUUAUGAUGUUAUUCUUUGCACUUGCAAUGAAACAUGCAGUCAACGAUUGUUGAGAUCCAAAGACAUUCUAGCUCAGUGUAUAAUAGAUGAGUCUGGUAUGGCCACUGAGCCUGAGACAAUAGCUGCAAGCAGUUUAUGUGAACAUGUAGUGCUGAUAGGAGAUCACAAGCAGCUACAACCAGUUGUUAUGUAUCCUCCAGCCAAGGAGUGUGGCUUGGGUACUUCAUUGUUUGAGAAAUAUGCCAAUCAGUUUGAGAAAACUAAUGAUCCACGUUUGAUAACAUUAGAACUGCAGUAUAGAAUGCAUUCAUUCAUAUGCCAAGGACCAUCAAGUAUUUUCUAUGAUAGUAAAUUAAAGGCUGAUCAAAUUGUCAAAGAAAGACGUCCGCUGACUCAAUCUAUAGAUUUGUUUUGGUCUAGAGGACAGCAACACCCUGUUAUGUUUCUGAAAGUUUACGGAAUUGAAAGAUCUACUGAUAGCAAAUAUUCAAGAAAAGUUGAUUCUCACUCUAAAUGCAAUGAGCAGGAAGUUAAAACAGUGUUAAAAUGUAUCAAGAAGCUGGUGAUGAAUUAUGAUGUUAAAUACAAGAGCAUAGCAGUCCUCACUCCUUAUGAGGCACAAAAGAGUCUUGUUCUUAACACGAUAAAGAAUGACUCUGUGCUAAAGGCAAAGUGGAAAAGUUUAAGAGUUGCUACUAUAGUUGAGAGUCAAGGUGAUGAGUAUGAUAUUGUCAUACUAACAACUGUCAGAUCACAAGAAGUCAGUCAAAUCAGGUAUAAACAGUAUGUUCAACCUGACAGGGUAUGGUUCGCAGAAAAUCUUGGCUUCCUGACUAAUGACCAUCAAAUCAAUGUUGGUAUCACUCGUGCUAGAUAUGGGCUUAUAAUCAUUGGUAAUGAUAUAUUACUAAAGUAUGAUCCAACUUGGAAUAAGCUGAUUGAAAUUUAUGAAAGGGAAGGAUGCAUUUGUACAAUAUAGCUAGCAAUAGUUGUAAAUUAUUAUAGAAAUAUUGACUGAUGUAUAUAAUUUUAAAUGAUAUAUUUUUUAAUGUUUUAGAAUUUAUUUUCGUUAUAACAUUUGUGUCAAUUAAA